AUGACGCCGCUGAGCAAGGAAGCACCAGCGGCAUUGUUAUCAUUAUCCCCUCCACCGAGUGUGGUGCCGGAGCGCCGUCAAGGGCGAGGGCGCAAGGACGACGACAGCGAGUCGGAGGGCGAGGCUCUCGACGCCAAGUACGGGGGACACUCUGAAGACGACCUCAGUGCGUCCUUCACGGCGCACCGCGAGCGUCUCGACAAGAGCUUGACCAAGUCGAAACGUACUGGCGCAGGUGCGGGGCGGCACAGUGUCGCCACCGGUAACGCGGGAAACCAGAUGACACUCCGGGAGCAGGAGCAGAAGGAAAACUUCAACCUGCAGCUCGAAAACCACUUCCUGAAGGAGCGCCUCGCGUCCAUGGCGCCCGACCAUAUCGAGAGCGCGCUCAAGGAGAAUGUCAAGCUCAAGAUUGAAAUUCUGAACCUUGGCAAGGAGCUGAAAAAGUCCAAGAAGCUCCUCGUGCAACAGGACCGGGACCUUGCUGCUGCCGCGCGAGAGCGGGACGGACAUAAGGUCAAGGCGCGCGAUGCCGAAAGCCGCGAGCUCGAAGGCAUGUGGCGCGAGGAGAAGGAGCGGCGUAUCGCGGCCGAGGACGAGCUGGACAAGCUGAAGGAUGACCAGUUUGACCGCGCGCAGGAGCUCGAGGACCGCGUGCGCAAUCUCGAGGAGGAGCUUGAGCGCGCCAAGGACGACCUUGACACGGCCCGCGCCGGGCUGGAUGACCAGAACGAGGAGAUUGCGCGACUGCGCGAUGAGGCCGACCGUGCUGUCGACGAGCUCGAAAAGCUGCAGAGUGAGCGCGACCUUGGCGAAUCAGUGGGACUCGGCAAGGGUCGUGAAGCGCGCCUCGUCUCGAAGCUCGAGGAGGAGGUCGAGACGCUCAAGGUCGAGCUGGAGGACGCGCGAGCCGCGACGGCCGACAUUGAGGAGCUGGAGGAGCAGAUCAACCAGCUGCGGGACAAGUACGCCGCGUCCCAGAUCGACCUCGAACGGCGUGACGAGGAGAUUCUUGAUCUGAACAACGAGAUGGACCUCCGUGUUCGCGAACACGAGCGCGAGAUCAACCAGGUCGAGGCCGAGUGGCGGGACGAGGUCCUCGAAACCCGUGGACAGGUCGACGAACUCAAGGACGUCAUGCAGGAGCGCGAGGCCGAGAUCGAGGAUUUGCGCAAGGGCUUGCUGGAACGCGAGGACGAGCUCGCCGGCGCACGCGAACAGAUUAUGGUUCUGGAAGCUGCUCAGGGCGAGACGCACGAUCGACUCGAGGAGACGCUCCGCGGCAUCCAGAUCGACAACGAGGAAAAGGAGGCGGACCUGCUCGAGGCGAACCGCGAGGUCGAGAGUCUCGGACAGAGGGUGUACGAGCUCGAGGAACUCGUCGACGAGCUGCGCGCCCGCGAAGGAGAACUCGCUGCCGAGCUCCAGCGCAUGGACGACGAGAAGGAGAACUACGACGAGCUCGUCACCGCGCUGAAGGAGGCGCGGCGCAAGAUCCAAGAUGAGCGGGAUGACUAUGCCUCUCGUCUGGCACGUGCCGAGGAGGCGUUCCAUUCGGAGCGCGAGGCGUGGGAGAAGUCGCGUCAGCGCGAGGCAGAGCACCACGAGCGCGUCCUUGCCACCAAGGACCAGGUGACGGAGCGUCUAACGACUGAACUCGAAGCGGCGCGCGAUCGUGUGGCGAUGCGCGACCGCGACCUCGUAUCCGUCCAGAACGCCCUCCGCAGCCUGGAGGCAGAGAGGAGGAAGCUCGGCGACGAGCUGAGUAGCGAUCAGCGCAGUCUCGAGCUCGAGAUCGAGCGGUUGCGGCGCGAUCUCGCCCGGGCCGAGGACGACCUGGACCGCGCGCGGGAAGAGGCGCGCGAGCGCGAGUCCUCGCUCGCCAAGCGGGACAUGCAGCUCGCCGAGCUCAUGGACAAGCACCGCAGUGUCGAGCGCCAGCUCACGGACGAGCGCCAGGGCAGGCUGCAGCUCAGCGACAAGCUGGACGCGGUCACGAAGACGGCGCGGCAGCACGAGCGCGAGGCCGAGACGCUGCGGUCUAGGAUCGAGGACAUUGAGCCGCUCCUUACGGAGAGCAGGAACAGCCGUGCUCUGCUGCAGAGGCAGAAUGACCAGCAGAGACAGGAACGCACCGACUUGCUGUUACGCGUGUUCAAGGACGUGAACCGCUUCCUCGCCGUCGAGGACAGCACGACACCAGCCAACUUCACCCUGUUCAAGGACACGCUGCUGUCCCGCCUGCGCAGCAUUUCGGGCGUGCGGACAGACUUUGACAAGCGGAUCCGCGAGACGGAAGCGCGCAUGGAGAGCAAGAUGGCGAGCCUGAAGCGGCAGCUGGAGGGCAAGUGGCGCGCGCUGGACGGCUUCGAGGCGAGCGUGAAGAAGCUCGAACUCGCGCGGGCACAGUGGCGCGCCCGCCUGGCGAGCAAGGACGGGGAGCUGGAAUCUGCCCGCGGCCAGAUCAGCGAUCUGAAGCGGCAACUCUCCUCUGCCUCCUCCUCCCGCGGCCCCUCAGACGAGACGAUCAAGCUGCUCACGGACCGCGCGUCCAUGGCCGAGAAGCGCGCAACGCAGGCCGCCCAGUCGCUUGAGAGUCUGGAGCGCAAGUUCGAGGAACUCCAGAAGAGGACAGGAAGCGCGGACACGAAGUGGGAAGCGCGGGUCAAGGAGUAUGAGAACCGGCUCCGCAUCGCGGGCGAAAAGGUCAAGGCGGAGAAGCAGGGUGGCAAGGAGCGCGCGCAGCAGCUCGAGACGCAGGUCAAGGAGCUGGAACGCCAGCUCGAGCUCACGAGGAGACAUAAUCGGCGAGCGGAGGGGGUGGUCGCUAAUGCGGCGCACCUGCUCAAGGAUGACGAGUAA
This is a messenger RNA of Trichosporon asahii var. asahii CBS 2479, 2862 nucleotides long. RefSeq lists its product as uncharacterized. Lineage: Eukaryota; Fungi; Basidiomycota; Tremellomycetes; Trichosporonales; Trichosporonaceae. The coding region runs from base 1 to 2862 and encodes 953 amino acids. The transcript is spliced from 2 exons. Gene Ontology annotation, cellular component: microtubule organizing center. The record is from RefSeq and is a predicted model, not a curated record.